UCUUCGCCUUCAUCGUUUAGAACAAUAAUAAGACUGAUCGACGUUCCUCUUUUCCAGCAAAUUUAUCUUCAACUCUAAUUCUAUGUUGAAGUAUUUGUCAUUUUAUUUCUUUUUUUUCUUUGGGUUUUUGGGAAAUGGGUUUUUUUGUUGAUCAUUGCAUGAUUUAUUUAUUUCUACUUAUUAUUAGGGAAGAAUUAGUGACUGUUAACCUAUAAUGGAGUGGGACGGAGGAAGUGAUUUGUGAUCGUUUGUUGGUUUCAGAACUGGGAGGAGGUUGAUAGCAGAAGUACAGUAGUAGGAAGGGGCACGAUGAACAAAGAUAAGAUUUUUAAGCUGGCAAAGGGAUUCAGGGGGAGGGCGAAGAACUGCAUCAGGAUAGCUCGGGAGAGGGUGGAGAAGGCGCUGCAGUACUCCUACAGAGAUCGCCGCAACAAAAAGAGAGAUAUGCGGUCUCUCUGGAUCGAGCGCAUCAAUGCAGGCGCUCGGUUGCACGGGGUGAAUUAUGGUAAUUUUAUGCAUGGGUUGAUGAAGGAGAAUAUCCAACUGAACAGGAAAGUGCUGUCGGAGCUGUCGAUGCAUGAGCCAUAUAGCUUCAAGGCACUUGUGGACAUUUCAAGCAAUGCAUUUCCAGGAAACAAAGGCCCCAAAAAGGAUAGUUCAUCCAUUGUUGCGUGAGAAUCUUCUCUUCCAUUUUGUGUAUCUGAACCUCUUGUACUUGUGUUCUCAAGAGUAGAACUGAGUAUAUCUUUGGUAAUCUUGUCCAUCUUAUAAGUCAAGAAUUAAAACCACUAGAUUCAAUAUGAAAGACACAUUGUGCAAUCAACCUUGUGCCACUGGCAUUCAU
Messenger RNA from Musa acuminata subsp. malaccensis (wild Malaysian banana), 844 nucleotides. Lineage: Eukaryota; Viridiplantae; Streptophyta; Magnoliopsida; Zingiberales; Musaceae. The record is from RefSeq and is a predicted model, not a curated record.